AUGGCUAUGGCCGAUGGCAUAUCGUCGGCGGCACAGUGGUCGACGAAGCAGUCCCUCUCGACCAUUCGAACCGCCCUUCCAUCUCGGCGAAUGUCUCCCAAGGCUCGCGACGAAGGGACGCAUGGCGCUGUAGAACAGACGAGAGGCCCCAGUCUAGUAAGCAGGGGCGAAGGCUUCGAGGCAUCAGCAACCCUACAGUCGGGUUCCCGGCGUAGUCCGUCAAGCGACGCCACGUCAAGGUCACAGGCCAGGAGUCCGGUUUCAAUGUCCAGCGACAGCUCCCCCAAGGAUGCCAGGUCUAAACCAAGACCCAGCCCGGCACCGACAGCGACGGGCUCGUCAGUAGGCCAGACGGGCCAGGUGUGCAGCAACUGCGGUACGACACGGACACCGUUGUGGAGGAGAUCGCCCCAGGGCUCGACGAUAUGCAAUGCUUGCGGCCUGUAUCAGAAGGCAAGAAACGCCUCGCGGCCGACUAACCUAAAGAAGCCUCCGCAUCUCGUUGCUGCGUCGCCAAGAACCGUCCCCCCAAAGAUCGCCCCCGCGCCAGGCCCAGGUCCGAAAUAUCUCAGCGCUCCUGCUCCAACGUACGUCACCGAAGAACAGCAGCCAUCAGGUACUUGUCCCGGCGGUGGGAAAUGCAACGGCACGGGAGGCGCCGAAGGUUGCAGCGGCUGUCCUGCUUACAACAACCGCGUGUCAAAGUCAGCCCAUCUGAACGUCGGUCAGGGGCAAGGUUGUGGAGGCGGGUCUUCAGGUCAGUCUGCUGGUGAGCCGAUGGCCGUAGAUGAUCCUGCAGCUCCAGUCGACAUUGCUGCACUGCAAGCCCAGGGGCAAAAUACGAACCAAACGGUUGUGAUCGCUUGCCAAAACUGCGGCACCACCAUCACUCCGCUAUGGAGGCGAGACGAAAGUGGCCACACGAUCUGCAAUGCCUGUGGGCUUUACUACAAGCUUCAUGGUGUUCACCGACCUGUGACGAUGAAGAAGUCAAUCAUCAAGAGGCGUAAGAGGGUUAUUCCGUCUUCGUUCGGCGGCGAAUGGACCGAGGAGAUGCUCGAGGGAUCCGAAACGCAGAGCGUGGCUCCAGAGGGUAGUCCUGAAAGGGGUACCAUGAAUGAAGACGGGUCUAUCAAUCUGGGCUUCCGGCGUCGUGAAGAGAAGACGAACACCGUGACCAUGCUUCCGGACCCUAACCUGCGCCAAAACCGACAAGGCUCGCCGCUGCCCUCCCACGAUUUGGCCGCUUACCAAUCAUCAGGCUCCCGGACUUCACGCCCCUAUUCAGGAUCGCUCAACGAUGACAACCGACUUGCUCCGAUCACGUCGUUAACCGCCGCCGGCGAACGGCAAUCUUCCCUGUCACCUGCUUCCUUCCUUUCCUCUAGGAAGCGAUCGCUAUCUGCCGAGGGAAACCUGCCAGGCGACGGUGGGCCGGAUACGUCGAAAAGAUUGUCGUCCAUUAAGUCGAUCCUUAACCCCACCAGCGCAGAUGACAACCCUGCAUACCACUCAGGCAGCGAAGAUGCCGCAGAACACUACGCCCGGUCUGCCAUGUCUCCCGCCGCCUCUGCGCCGAGUCCCGGGUCGUACUCCAACACCCAAACUACCCCUCUUCCGUCUCCAGGGCCAAGUAGCCAAACAAGCAACCUAGGUUACAGGCCAGAUAACGAGAGGCUCAAGGCAGAGAAGAGAGCGGCUCUUGUUCGAGAAGCCGAGAGGAUGAGGGAAAUGUUAGCCGCGAAAGAGAGGGAGUUGGCGGAACUGGGAAACGAAUAA
Messenger RNA from Colletotrichum graminicola M1.001, 1779 nucleotides. RefSeq names its product GATA zinc finger. Gene Ontology annotation, biological process: positive regulation of transcription by RNA polymerase II; negative regulation of transcription by RNA polymerase II. The record is from RefSeq and is a predicted model, not a curated record. Gene Ontology annotation, molecular function: zinc ion binding; RNA polymerase II cis-regulatory region sequence-specific DNA binding; DNA-binding transcription factor activity, RNA polymerase II-specific. The transcript has 3 exons. Bases 1 to 1779 code for a protein of 592 amino acids. Lineage: Eukaryota; Fungi; Ascomycota; Sordariomycetes; Glomerellales; Glomerellaceae.